Manduca sexta (tobacco hornworm) is the source of this 5572-nucleotide messenger RNA. It is a transcript of the gene bsk, whose product is annotated as stress-activated protein kinase JNK. NCBI's taxonomy places the organism in Eukaryota, Metazoa, Arthropoda, Insecta, Lepidoptera, Sphingidae. The coding region runs from base 577 to 1722 and encodes 381 amino acids. Gene Ontology annotation, cellular component: nucleus; cytoplasm. Gene Ontology annotation, biological process: protein phosphorylation; JNK cascade. Gene Ontology annotation, molecular function: JUN kinase activity; ATP binding. The transcript has 15 exons. The record is from RefSeq and is a predicted model, not a curated record.
AGCAACACUGUUUAAUCCUGUCAAAAUCCGUCGUCCUGUCGACGUUUUUUCGGAUAAAAAUAAUGAAAAAUUAAUUGAUAAAAAUAAUUUUGUUGUUAUUUAAGUGUUUUUGUGUGAACGUAAGAGUUUAGUUACAAUGAAGAUAGCCUGACUUGACUCGAUUGACGCGCACUGAAACCGAAAUCCAUAUUUUGAUGGUGUUAAUUUAUAUUCAAGAUAUCAUUGAAAAAAAUGUAUGUACGGAAUUUAUGACGUAAUAAAUCCGGCGACGCGUCCCACAAAAGACUGAACCUAAGACCUGAAGAGCUGUGACCGCCGCCGAGCCACGACCCGCACCGCGCACCGGACAUAUAUGGACACACGCUACUUCUGUGAGCGGAUUUAUAUAUAGUAGGGGUGGUCGAUGCCCCACGCGGCGCCCGCCUCCGCCAUGUCGGCCCCGCCGCGCCACCCGCACUUCUACACCGUCGAAGUCGGCGACACGCGCUUCACCAUCCUCAAACGCUACCAGAACUUGAAGCCCAUUGGAUCCGGCGCUCAGGGUAUUGUUUGCUGAUCGCGUAUACCGGUCCCAUAAUGGUACAGUUUUACUCGGUAACGCUCGGUGACACCGUGUUCACGAUACCCACACGGUACACAGAGCUGACAGUGCGCGGCGCCGGCGCACAGGGCAUGGUGUGCGCCGCAUACGACACUGUGACGCAGCAGAACGUCGCCAUCAAGAAGCUGUCGCGGCCCUUCCAGAAUGUCACGCACGCCAAGCGCGCCUACCGCGAGUUCAAACUUAUGAAACUCGUUAACCAUAAAAACAUAAUUGGACUACUAAACGCAUUCACACCACAGAAAAGCCUGGAGGAGUUCCAGGACGUCUACUUGGUGAUGGAGCUCAUGGAUGCUAACCUGUGUCAGGUGAUCCAGAUGGACUUGGACCACGAGCGCAUGAGCUACCUGCUGUACCAGAUGCUGUGCGGCAUCAAACACUUGCACCUCGCGGGCAUCAUACACCGGGAUCUGAAGCCGUCCAACAUAGUGGUGAAGAGCGACUGCACGCUGAAGAUCCUGGACUUCGGGCUGGCCCGCACCGCCGGCACCACCUUCAUGAUGACGCCCUACGUCGUCACCAGAUACUACAGGGCUCCAGAGGUGAUCCUGGGCAUGGGCUACACGGAAAACGUGGACAUCUGGUCGGUCGGCUGCAUCAUGGGCGAGAUGAUCCGCGGCGGGGUUCUCUUUCCGGGCACCGACCACAUCGAUCAGUGGAACAAGAUUAUUGAGCAACUGGGCACGCCGUCCGCGGCCUUCAUGGCGCGGCUGCAGCCCACCGUGCGCAACUACGUCGAGAACCGCCCGCGGUACGCCGGCUACAGCUUCGAGCGGCUCUUCCCCGACAUACUCUUCCCCAGCGACAGCAACGAGCACAACCGACUCAAGGCGUCGCAGGCGCGGGACCUGCUGUCGCGCAUGCUGGUCAUCGACCCCGAGCGCCGCAUCUCCGUCGACGACGCGCUGCUGCACCCCUACAUCAACGUGUGGUACGACGAGGGGGAGGUCAACGCCCCUGCGCCGGCGGCGUACGACCACAGCGUGGACGAGCGCGAGCACACGGUGGAGCAGUGGAAGCAGCUCAUCUACCAGGAGGUGGUGGAGUACGCCGCGCCCGCGCACGCGCCGCCCGCGCACCACGCGCCGCCCGACCACGCGCAGCCCGCGCUCACCACAUAGGUGGCGGCGGAGCUGACCGCCGAGAUGUAAUCGACGAGUACAGUGCAAAAGGACAAUGCGCCGACUGUCCGCCUGUAUAUACAACACGCAACACGCAACAUGUCGUGCGAUGUUGCGUGCAACACGACGCGCACUGCGUUACACGUAGCGUAGUCGAAACUACUUUAAUUACAUGAAUGAUUUGUAAUUUUAUUUUUCAAAUAUAAAAAAAAAACCGUAGACACUUCCCGUUGUUUAGGGUUAAAUCGCUAUCGGAAACGGUACAAUAAUAUGAUUAGGUGAUGUUGCCCGUUUACUUGUUGCCCCGUAUCGCCCCUUUGUGUCCCAUUAACGUUGAUUUGCAUAAAAGGAGUGCCUUUUGCGAAUUGCUAUAGUGAUGGUGAUUUCUCCCGACGUAUGGACUGAAUUUGAUAUUUUUGUAAAUGUUGAAUCAUUUGAUAGUGUACCGCAAGUGUAUGUGCGUUUUAAUUAUUGACAUAAUGGAGAGUUGAGCUUUAUGUGUUAUUGUAAAUUAUUAUUUUUUAAUUAAUUAAUCGUGCAAUUGUAUAAUUUUAAUGUAUUUUAAUUUUUGACGCGUGCGCGGUUUGUGGCUUGAGUUGAUUGGAUAACAAUCUUCACAAAAGGUGCUGAGGGAAUGAUUCCACGGUCAGAUAGGGAAUCUCAUGACCGGAUAGCAUGUGUUUGUUCUGUCCACCAAGUAUAAAAACUGAAAAAAAUAAUCCAAUAAAAAGUAUCUAAUAGUAGCAAGAAUUCGUGUAGUGUACUUUCCUCUUGACGGUCUUUACUUUCAUUGCUGACUCCGGAGAGGGUAUGUGCUUCUGUCGUGCACCAUAUCAGCAAAUAUCUAUGUAACAUGAUGUGGGAACGGUCAGAGCAAUACAACAGGAAAUGUGCAAUACAAUUUUAACAUUGUGCAAUAUUGUUAAAAUUGAAAUUAUAAUAUAAGAAACGAAAUGCAAGCGCGCUACUUCAAAAAAACAUUUUAUUUCCUAGUUGGGAAUAAAAUAUUCGAGCUGCAUAAGGUCGAUAUUUGCCUAACAGAAGCAUGCUCGGCCAGGUCCGCAUUGGCCGUCAAAGAGGGGGUCAUAAUUAAUUCAAGCCACAAAUCUCGACAAAUUUAAUUGUUAAUUACCAUUACAUUGUUCCUGACGUCCGCGCCGGACGGUGCCAUUGCGUCGCGUCAGCCGACUGACGCGUUAUCUGACACAGUAGCUCUUUAGACCAUAGUUCCCUUGUUAACAUAUAACAGUUCGGUGAGUAGUGUAAGUAUUUCUAUAUUAAGUAGUGUCUUAAUGGCCUCACACGUUGUAAGUUGGCAGUAAGGUCGAUAAAGUCGAAAUGGAUGAUUUUGUUUACGUUCUGGACGGUCUUGUUCAAUAUGAAGUAACGAUCAAAAGUACGCUGUUAUUGUGGUGAUUAUUCAUUAUCAGAAGAUUUUGCUCCCCAGCAAUAAAACUGCCAACUUAUAAUAGACGAUAUACCAAAAAGUUAUUUUUUUCUAUAAUAUUAAAGUGACACUGCCGCGGCAAAGGCAUAAAGUAUGCUUGUUUUUGGCUGAACGUUUCGGUCACCUUCGCCCGUGUAUUUAGGUGCAUUCAUUUAUAAAAAUCUCAUUCUCGAUCAUGGGAUAGCUUGAGCAAUAUAAUCCUGUACAAUCAUGUUUAAUAAUGGAUAAAUAUAAUUAAUUUUAUCGAUUUUAGGUAACUUUUAUUUUACAAACUACAAGUAUGUAGUAGGUUUUAUAGUAGAAAUUUUAUUUUAUGGUAGUUAUUUUAUUGUAGAAGAAGGCAAACGUGUGAGGCAUGUAGUUUAUUGUUUGAAACCUCACUAGGUGAUAUAUUAUAAUGUAAGUAUGAGUUACAGCUGAUACCAAUAAUUAUGACCGGUGUGAAGUUAGUCAAUUCCCCUCCUUCGGCUUCAGUCAUAUUAUAGAUAACAACUUGCUGAUGGCAAGUUGUAUAGUACCCGAUAGUAUAGCAAUUACUGAUUACUAAAAACCCUGUCAUGGUGAUUCGUUUCGAUGUGUCGCCUUGGAUCAAACAAAACUGCCAGCAUAUCUGGCGACAAAAUGCCAAAAUACUAAAGAGGUCGGUCGUAACUAACUUCAUACCGGUCAUACAAAUUGGCGUCAGCUUUACGUGUGACGAAAUUUGACGCGUGUAAAUGUAGCACAAUUCGUUAGCCGUAGUCACAGGUACGUUUCUAUGCCAGGUUUAAAAGCAAUAAUUGUUUGUACAUCAUUAAAGACUUCGUGAUCGUUUAAAUUUGGACACUGUCGUGCAGGGGCCGAGCCGUGGCGGAACCGUGCUUUGACGGUGAAGGAAUGUACUGUAGCUCUAAUGGACAGUUUACAAAUAUACAGGGUCAUUUUGACGUCGCGUUACUAAAUGAAACCACAUAGCUAUCUACUUGGAAAUAACACUUUACAAUAAGUUACUUGAGCCGAAGAUGUAAAAUUAAAAAGUGUAAGUGUCGAACAAAAUAAAUAUUAAUAAAAAGUAAUUUUAAUUUUACGCGCCCUAAAGCCACUACUACUACUCUAAGAGAAUUCGUUGCAGCGGCAACAUCAUACUUUCAGUUAGAAAUACACACACACACGCCAUAUUCGCAUUAGACUACAAAAUGAUAAAAAAAUCUGAAAACUAAAACCAGGGUUUUUCGUGAAAAUAGUACCGAUUAAUGGAUGAUUUUUAUGACAAUGUCAUCAAAGGUGAAGACGUGUAUGUAGUUUCAUUUAGUAACGCAAUGUCCAAAUGACCCUGUAUAUAAAAGUAUCCCUGCCACGGACCCGGCACGGCGCUGCGUCCAGACCGUAAGUUCGAUGCCAUCUUGGAACAUAUCGCGGACGGGGUCGGUAGUUUUGUUUUUUGUAUCCAUAGACAUUUCGCUUUACUUUUGUUCCAUAGAUAUUAGGUUAAAGCGGUUUGGGUCAUUGCUUAUCCGAUUGUAAUGGUUCAAACGGUAGAAUUUUCGAAAUUUAAGGGCAUAAUGUAUUUACUGAUGAUGGUGAACAUCGAAAUACUCGUCUCGAUCAUUUUUUUCCAAAUAAGUACAGUAACAAACCACAUAUUCCUUCCAAUACUAUCAGCUAUAACACUUAAUAGGUAACUGCAUGGGACUUUCAACCCAACAGCGAGAUAGCCAAGUUACGGUAACAAGCAUAAUAUGUCUCAUUGCGAGACCGAACCCACGUGCUAUUCUGAAGGCGGUUCAUUACCUGCUGCGCAAUAGGAACUGCCAACAGAGAGAAGAUAGAUUAAAAUCAGUGACCGGUCCCUCGAUGUUUACCAUCAAGCAACUUUCGGAGUUAAAUGUAUAGUUAUUUAAAAAUUAAAUUACAUUAUAUACGAUAUUUCGGCAAUACAUAGCGGAUAUUUGAAAAGUAUACAUAGUCGAUUAUACUGUAAAUAUAUCUAGUAUGGAUAGGCGCGGGUCCAGGACAUCUAUUGGGACAACUCGUUUCACGUAAAAAAAAAAUUAUCAGUAUCAAUUUUAGUUAACGCGGGGGGCAAUGCUCUCGGUGUCCCCUCCUGGAUCCGCGCCUGAGUAUGGAACGAAAGUGAAGAGAAGCGCGAUUAGUAAACUGUUUAUCGCCGAUAGAAUAAAAUACACAACUUUACGUCCAAAAUGUCCAUGUAUAUGUUAAUGGUACCGAUACAACAAUAAUGUAAUCGUAGAAUGCGUUGGCGUGUGCUGGGGCGAGUACUAGCGUGAGUACUGGCGCCAGUCGCAGCGAGUACUUGGUGUUGAGGCGAUAGCGACGCCAACGGUUGAUAAUAUCUGAAACUUAUUUUUACUGUACACGUAAGUUAUUUCAUAUUUUAACUGAAUAAAAUCGAAAUGGUUAUUA